Penaeus vannamei (Pacific white shrimp) is the source of this 2679-nucleotide messenger RNA. NCBI's taxonomy places the organism in Eukaryota, Metazoa, Arthropoda, Malacostraca, Decapoda, Penaeidae. The record is from RefSeq and is a predicted model, not a curated record.
AUGUUAGAAGCCUGGGAUCUGAGGCGAAAUGGUCGACAUUUCUCAAGUGAUUAUUGCGUUGCUAUUGCAGAAGAUCUACACAUGCCAGGACGACGUGAGCGUGGAAGGAGGCGGCGGGUGCGGCUCCCCGCGCGCAUGCGCAGGGAUCAAGCCUUCUCGUCCAAGUGCGCUAUGAGACACAUCCUGGUCCUGAUGGGCUUCCUGGGCAUCGUCAACAUCUACAUGCUUCAGCUGAACCUCCUGGUGGCGCUGCCGGUGAUGGUCAACCACACGGCGCUCGACGGGCAGGAUUACGGCUCGAGUAUGGGCUACCAGCCUGUGCUGAAGGAGCCGUCUAUGGGUCGCGGGAGUGAGCCCACCAACGGCUCAGCCUCCGACGACAGCGCGAGGCCCCCGGCCGGAACGUAUGGCGAGGCUGCCAUUGAUGACCUGUUAGACGAUAUAAAUGAGACGACAGUUUCCGCCUCCCACGCUGUUCGGGGCGACGAGGCGAUCACCGUCGUCCCUCUCGACACGGACACGCUUAACCCCUCGAGUGAGCCGUUCGCCAGAACCACAGUGCUCGCUGAUGAUUCUAUAGAUUCCAUUAUAGAUGUUAUGCCAAGCGACUUCGCUUCAACAAUUCCUUCUCUGACUACAAGUGAGCAGAAAGAACCUCGUAUGAGGAAGUUUGACGAGCCCGAAGAGGACGUUACCGAGAGUGACAGUGCUUUCGUCACGACAAUAGAAGACGAUGUUUUGCCUUCGCUAAAAGAUCUUCCUUCGACUUCUCCUGAUGGCUUUACCCUGAGGCCUCUCAGUGACGUAAUAACUCCACCUGCACUACACUCCCUUGUCAAAUACCGAAGCAAAGACAACUUCAUCAACUCCAAUCAUCAAAUCUACAACCCAAUCUCAAACUCUACAACUCCAGCCCCUACUGAGUCUACCAGUGUCACCCAAAACUCUUUUGUCCCAACCAGCGCUGCUAUAGUAACUGCUUCCCUACUCGAUGCAACUUCCACAGUCAGCACUCAGUCUACGAGCCCGCAGUCCAUCAAUGCGCCAGUUACAGUUCCUGCCAAUGAUAUUUCAACCAAUUCCCCCACAACCAAAACCUCAACAACCUCUCAGCUCCCAACAACACAGAUAAAUGCAAGAACUUCAACUGUACUUUCAAAGACGCCCCAGUCCACUACAGCUGAACCGAGUGAUACAACACCAUUCAGCAUUCCUCCUCAGACUACUGCACGUCAAAUGGAUACAACAACUCCAUCUGGAAUUUCUUCAGAGACGCCCAAGACUCCUUCAACAGCUCAAAGUCACAUCAAUACGUCACCAAGCAUUCCUUCUUCGGCAACAACUACAACCGAGAGUGCAACUACAACUUCAUCCAAUACUCCUUCCACUGCUCCAGUUCCCUUAGAGUCUCCUCAAACAACACUACCAUCGCUCUCUUUGGAGUCUCAGCAGACGACUACGACUCAGAGGAGUACUCAAAGUAACACUCCACCUCAGACUAGUUCGGGAACGACUCCCACAACACUAAGUAACCCAGUCACGCCCCAGGUGUCUUCAUCUACUUCGGCCACGACCUUUGAAGACGCGACCACCUCGUCUCCGUCACCGGAUGCGAAGGAAAUAAGCAAGAGAUCGGUCGACGACAAGCACCUCCUCUCCGAGAACAACAGCGACGAAACCCUUCCGGAUAUUUGUACCGACAUCGAGCACUGCCAGCCGGGCAAAGUGCGCGACGAGCCCUCGAAGAAGAAGGCGCCCGAAGAAACGCCGGCGACGCUGAUUCACGAAGAACCUCUGACUCAAGAAGAACCCACGACUCAAAGAGGACCUCUGGAGGGCAUCCAGAACGUCACGGCGGAAGCGGGCGACGGCAACUUCACCUUCACCGACGGCAAUCUCACCCUCGCCGACGGCAACUUCUCCCUUGACGACAACUUUACCCUUGCCGAUAGCAACUUAACUCUCGUCGACAGUAAUUUCACUCUCGCCGACGACAACACCACCUUCGCCGAUGGCAACUUCACCCUCGCCAACGGCAACUUCACCUUAGGCGACGACAACUUCACCCUUGCCGACGGCUUCCACUUUGGCCUUGGCGUCGGCAGCCUCUUCAACGUGACCUCGCACGAGGACGACCACAGCUACGAGUGGAUGCUCUCCGAGGAAUGGGACGGCGACAACAACCGAACACAUACCAACUACACCGACAGCAGCUCCUCAUCCUCCAGCUCUUCGUCCUCCAGCUCCUCGAGCGAGUCCUCGGAGAGUCUCGAAGGAGAUUCGUCGUCGUCGAGCGAGGAGGACAGCGACGAGAGUGACGAGGACUCGAGUGUUCGACGCGGCGCUCAACGGCAGCGGACCUGGAUGACCGACGAGGACGGCCGCUGGUACAGAUUCCGUCAUCGCAACGAGUCCGAGGAGAGCGACGAGGACGAGUCCCUGGAGGAGGACGAUGACGAUGAUGAGGACGACGACGAUGAAGAUGACGAUGAUGAAGAUGAAGACGAUGAGGAUGAGGACGAAGAUGAAGAGGAUGGCGAGGAGGAAGACGAAGAAGAGGAAGAUGAGGAGAAGGACAAAGAGAAUUCGAACGGAGAGAUCAUGUUGGCCGGCCAGAGGUUCCCGUCGACCGUCUGCUUCGAAGCCAGAAUGUGGAUCGCGCCAGCUUGGUGGAGGUAA